Molecule: messenger RNA, 1482 nt
Organism: Pezoporus flaviventris
Lineage: Eukaryota; Metazoa; Chordata; Aves; Psittaciformes; Psittacidae
Gene: GCAT
Product: glycine C-acetyltransferase
Exons: 9
Coding region: 17-1282 (421 amino acids)
Biological process (GO): biosynthetic process; L-threonine catabolic process
Molecular function (GO): glycine C-acetyltransferase activity; pyridoxal phosphate binding
Source: RefSeq, a predicted model, not a curated record
GGAGCGGGGCAUCGGGAUGUGGCGCGGUGCGGCCGUGAGGACGCUGCGGGUCUGCGGGGCCGGGACCCCCCGGUCCUCAUCGGGAGCGGCUUCGGCUCAGCUCCGCCGGCUGCUGGAGAACGAGCUGGAGGAUAUCCGAGGCGCCGGCACUUGGAAGAGUGAGCGGGUGAUCGCCUCCCGACAAGGCCCCCACCUCCGCUUGACGGGCGGAGGAGGCGGGAUCCUCAACUUCUGUGCCAAUAACUACCUGGGGCUCUCCAGCCACCCCGAGGUGAUCCGCGCUGCAGUGGAGGCCUUGGAGGAGUUCGGCGCUGGGCUCAGCUCUGUCCGCUUCAUCUGUGGUACCCAGAGCAUACACAAGGACCUGGAGGAGAAGCUUGCACGUUUUCACCAGCGGGAAGAUGCCAUUCUCUAUCCCAGCUGCUUUGAUGCCAACGCUGGCAUCUUUGAGGCCCUGCUGACCCCAGAGGAUGCAGUGCUGUCAGAUGAGCUGAACCAUGCCUCCAUCAUUGACGGGAUCCGCCUGUGCAAGGCUAACAAGUACCGCUACAAGCAUAUGGACAUGCAGGACCUGGAAGCCAAGCUGCAGGACGCGCAGAAACAUCGUCUGCGGCUGGUGGCCACUGAUGGUGCCUUCUCCAUGGAUGGUGACAUUGCACCCCUGAGGGAGAUCUGCCAGCUGGCCCAGAAGUACGAUGCCCUGGUCUUCAUUGAUGAAUGCCAUGCCACAGGCUUCCUGGGACCCAAUGGCCGGGGUACUGAUGAGCUCCUGGGAGUGAUGGACAAAGUCACCAUCAUCAAUUCCACCCUGGGAAAAGCUCUUGGAGGAGCUGCAGGCGGGUACACAACUGGCCCCAAACCCCUCAUUGAUUUGCUCCGACAACGUUCCCGCCCAUACCUCUUCUCCAACAGCCUGCCCCCCGCCGUGGUGGGCUGUGCAUCCAAGGCCCUGGACCUGCUCAUGGAGAGCAAUGCCAUUGCACAGUCCAUGGCUGCCAAGACCCAACGGUUCAGAAGUAAGAUGACAGCAGCUGGCUUCACCAUCUCAGGGAAAGACCACCCCAUCUGUCCUGUCAUGCUUGGGGACGCUCGGCUGGCUGCAGUGAUGGCUGAGGACAUGCUGAACAGAGGCAUUUAUGUCAUUGGCUUCAGCUACCCUGUGGUCCCCAAGGGAAAGGCCCGUAUCCGGGUCCAGAUCUCGGCUGUACACAGCGAUGAGGAUAUCGACCACUGUGUGGAAGCCUUCACCGAGGUGGGACGGAAACAUGGAGCGAUACCUUGAGGGGCCAGCGAACACCUGCUGCGGUGCUGUCCUUGCCCAUGACCAAGUGCCUGUGCCAGGGGAAAAGGCUUGAGGAGCAUGCUGCCAAAAGCAGGACCAAUCCUCAAGGCAUCACAGCCCGCGGGAAGCUGUGGCUGUUGCAGUGUGUGGCUCUGGCAGCCAGCUCUUGCAUCAUUAAAGGUGUCGUGCAGUGCAGCGGA